AUGUCAUCCAGGAGAUUGUCAACACUAUGGGCGCGCGAAAUGCGCGGCUCUCGGUCAUCUUUCAUGUCCCAAUGUGCUCGUAGCACCACCUCAACAACGCCGCUGGCAUCCGCCACAUGCCCGUCUACGCGAUCAACCCGGCAGUCCUCAUUGCACCCGACUGUCGCCAUUCGAUCGUAUUCGCAGGGCAAGGUCGCUGACAUGGCCAAGAACUUCUCCCGUCGACCUGGAACUGCCGCUGAAACCUAUGUCGCAUAUGGCAUGACCCAGAAGCUAUUCGAGGCUUGCUCUAGCCAAGCGGACUACAAAAUCCCUCAAGCAUCGCAGAAAGGUGUCGAGGUUCCUAAGACGGAAGCUGGGGAGGAUCUUGGUGUUGGAGAGGGCUGGUGGUAUAAAGGUAAGCUUGGCCCUUUUUUUCGUGGCCUGGGACCCUGGCAAUCUUUUGGAUACCAACUAAUCGUGCACAUUACUGCAGAACUCGGCCUUAAGCCAACUUUCUCUACGUGGUCUCAGGUGACUUUCCUCCACAUGUACCUUUUGACUGUCCGUCUUCGUGCCCUUCCCCACCGCGAAAGCGUUACCACCUACUCUCGUCAUUUGAUCGACCACUUUUCGCACGAGGCUGAACACCGAAUGGACGUGUACCAUGACCUGGGAAGCCGCACGAUCCGUAACAAGUACUUGAAGGAUCUUUUCAUUCAAUGGCGUGGAAUCAUUGCUGCAUAUGAUGAGGGAUUGGCCAAGGGUGAUGCGGUUCUCGGUGCCGCUGUCUGGAGAAACCUCUGGAAGGGCAGCCAGACUGGACCCGAUGGCGAAGAGAUUGACUGGGCUAAGGUUGCCCAGGUGGUCGUAUACAUUAGGCGAGUCUUGUCGGAGCUUGCAAAGAAAGACGAGGUCGAUAUUGUUUUUGCCAUUGGAAGCGCCGACAAGAAGACCCAUGGUAUUUUCGGGUACUCCGAGGCGGACAAGAAGCUUGUCGAGUCAAGCAAAUAA
Messenger RNA from Penicillium nucicola, 993 nucleotides. RefSeq lists its product as uncharacterized. Gene Ontology annotation, biological process: mitochondrial respiratory chain complex III assembly. The transcript has a single exon. The coding region runs from base 1 to 993 and encodes 330 amino acids. NCBI's taxonomy places the organism in Eukaryota, Fungi, Ascomycota, Eurotiomycetes, Eurotiales, Aspergillaceae. The record is from RefSeq and is a predicted model, not a curated record. Gene Ontology annotation, cellular component: mitochondrion.